Messenger RNA from Nanorana parkeri, 942 nucleotides. Its product is annotated as mannan-binding lectin serine protease 2-like. Gene Ontology annotation, molecular function: serine-type endopeptidase activity; calcium ion binding. The record is from RefSeq and is a predicted model, not a curated record. NCBI's taxonomy places the organism in Eukaryota, Metazoa, Chordata, Amphibia, Anura, Dicroglossidae. The coding region runs from base 1 to 942 and encodes 313 amino acids. The transcript has 7 exons.
AUGAGACUCUGGCAUCUUCUACUCAUCGGUAUCGUAAUCCUCCCACAUGCAUAUUGCAUACAACUGACCGGACUGUAUGGAAGGAUUGCUUCUCCUCGGUUUCCAAAGCCGUACCCCAAUGAACAGAACCUGACCUGGAACAUCCAAGUCCCCGAGGGAUAUCGGGUCAAAAUCUACUUUACCCACUUCAACCUGGAGCGUUCUUUCCUGUGUGAAUACGACUAUGUCAAGCUCACUUCCCAGGGGAAGGACGUGGCCCACUUAUGUGGCAAGGAGUCUACUGACACAGAGAAAGCCCCCGGAGACACAACCUUCCAUUCCCUGGGCAAUACGAUGACGGUAACAUUUCGGAGCGACUACUCCAAUGAGAAGGAAUUCACCGGCUUUGAGGCUAUCUACGUGGCUGAAGAUAUAAAUGAGUGUGAAAAGCAGAACGAGGAGAAGAAGAACUUAUGUGACCACUACUGUCACAAUUACGUCGGCGGAUAUUUUUGCAGCUGCCCACCUGGUUUCGGUCUCCACACAGACAAGAAAACCUGCAUAGUUCAGUGCAAGGAUGACACGUACACCGCAAGUACAGGUGGCAUUACAAGCCGGUUGUCUUUCCCUAAAAAUACCAACUGCGCGUACACCAUCCAGGCGGAAGAGGGUUCCUCCAUUCUCCUGAGGUUUAUGCACCUUGAUGACAUUGAGUCACAUCCAGAUGUCCUGUGCCCCAAUGACCGGCUGCAGAUUACAGUCAAUGGUAAAGACACUGCUGUACAGUGCCGGGACAGACUACCAUCAGAGAUUGAUACAAGGAGUAGUAAAGUGGACAUUGUUUUCACAACAGAUGGAUUGGGAACUCACACAGGAUGGAACCUUCAGUACACAGUAAAAGCUCUUUCUUGUCCUGAUCCUGUGCCGCCACCUCGAGGACAUUUUACACCUCUGUAUAAUUAG